GGCCGAGGCUGUUCUUCAGCGCAAGUGCGCUUGGACGGGGCAAAAAAAAUGACGGCGAUCUGGGUCGCGCAUACAAAUUGGUACGAUCAAUGGGGUGGGGUUUGGAAACGAUUGGCGAAGGCCUCAUCUUUCACUGUUUCAACAACACCCUAACUAAAUUGUGAACUGCCGUAAUUUUCAGGACCCGAACGUUGCAAUUGAUUUAUCUCCUGCGCUGAUAGUAGGGGAUUCGGUUCGAUUUUUUUGUUUGAUUUUUUGUAGUUCCUUUUCUUUUGUUAUUCUUCCAGGUCUAGCCCCAAAAAUGCCGGAGAAGACGAACCCGUUCCCGACCGUCGAAGAGACGCUCAAGCAUCCGGCUUACUCGACGGCGAUAUGGAAGCUGGUGCCGCACAAGAAAGGCCACGCGACCGUCGCCGAGGGCCGUGGGGGCCCGUUCAAAAUCGGUUGGGAGAUUCACGGAUCCGGACCUACCAAGCUUGUUAUGAUCAUCGGUCUUGGAUCCUUCUGCGUAGCUUGGCAGUGCCAAACCUUCUACUUUGGCCACGAGAAGGGUGACCAAUAUUCGGUCUUGCUGAUCGACAACAGAGGCAUGGGCAACAGUGACGUCCCGUUGAUGCGCUACUCGACCUCGGAGAUGGCGCUCGACGUGCUCGAGGUGGCCACGCACGUCGGCUGGACGGACCGGCAGUCCCUGCACGUCAUCGGCAUCUCGCUGGGCGGCAUGAUCGCGCAGGAGGUGGCGUGCGCCUCGCCCGAGCGCGUCGCCAGCCUCUCGCUGCUGUCCACCGCCGCCGAGAUCCGCAACACCGACUCCUUCCUCGUCAACCUCCAGAACCGCGCCGCCCUGCUCAUCCCCCGCGGCAUCGAGGUCUCGGUCGGCGGGGGCGCCAAGCGCAUCUUUGCCCACGACUGGCUGCAGGCCCCCGAUACGUUUCGCGUCCCGACCAAGGACUCCCCCAAGGUCGAGAUGCCCGAGGGUGGGGAGUAUUUGAGGUUCAAUAGUAACUACCAGCGCUUCGUGGCCCAGGAGAUGCACAAACGUCUUGACAAGGAGCGUUUCGGAACCACGGGGUUCUUGUUGCAGCUGAUUGCAGCGGGCUGGCAUUACAAGAGCCGUGAGCAGCUGUCUGAAAUGGCGGAUGCCGUUGGGAGGGAUCGUAUCCUGGUGCUGCACGGUACCGUUGAUGAGAUGAUCAGCGUUCCCCACGGCAAGGUGCUCAUCGAUUUCAUCAAGCCAAAGACUGGUGUGAUCCUUGACGGCGCUGGCCAUGGGAUACCACUUGAGAGGACCGAGUGGCUCAACUCGUUCCUGGAGGAGCAUUUGCAGUCUGUGUUGAAGCUUGAAGGCUCUCAGAAGAUCUGAGUGGAAGUUAAUGAAGCAAAGGGCGGCUGGCCUAGGUAGACGGAACAAGUCAGAGGACCUUACAAAGGGUGCUUCAAAGCAAUCCUGCAGUGUAAUAUUCAUUCACGUUAUGUCAAUCAGGGGUGAUUUUUAAGUAACUACCGGGCGCAAACUCGAUAUGUCUCAUUGCUUUACAUGCUAUAAUUCAACUGGGUAUAAUUGCUGUUAUUGUUUUUUUUUUCUUCUUUUUUUUGGAGAUUAGAAAGAACUCCCUCCCCAUCCCUCCCGUCCCCAUCCAUAAUGUUGAUUGAUAUUGUUUCCCAGACCACCCAUUCCAUAACCAACCCCACCGGCAGCUUGAGCAUUGAUCAAAUCUUGUUGGUUGAGAAUGUCUGUACUGCGCGCCAUUACAGCGCUGAACAUUGCCCUCCCCCACACCUCCAGCAUCUGAUCCUCGUUCAACGAGACGUACUCCUUGAAGCCGUCACUCCGUAUGCGCGAAAACGGCCACUCGACGUAAACGCAGUGGAACCGUUUGGUGAAAAAGUACAGAAAAGGCCAGGUGAAUAUCCAAAGGAACGUGACGUAGCAGACUAUGCGCAGCCACGUCAGCCGCCUCCACUGAUUUAUCUUGUUGCUGCUGAGGACCUCGACCUCUGCGCCAAACGAAUCAAACGUGAUGUUCACAUUGCCGCUGUAACCCGUGCUGCGCACAAUGGCCAUGGCGUUGGCCUGGAGCCGCGCUAUAUCCAAACCCCCGACGCGCCGCUCCACGACAAACGUCUUGCGGCCCGCAAAGCUGGCGCAGUACCGGUGGCACCACUCCUGCAGCGUCGGCUUGGGGAUCACCUCGCUGGGCGGCUCCUCGACGUCGCCUUCGACCUUGGGCGGCAUGGGACCCUGGAUCGCGCGGACGGUGCCGCGGGGGACCUUUUCGUGGUUCUCCACGGUGCGGAUCCAGGAGAAUGACUGCGGCGGUGACGUCUGGCCCGGCUGGGGUUGGCCGAAUAGGAAGCCGUGAAGUGGGACUCCAACGUUGAAGUCGGUGACGGUGACAGUGUGCGUCUCGGUGCGGCCGUUGGUUCUGCGCGUGCGCCUUUCUAGGUGGGUUCCGUGGACCUGCAUGUAAAAGCUUGGUGGCUUUUGAGCCCAGAUUUUGAUGUUGGACUCGAGAAAGUCGGGGUCUCUGUCUAGCCUCAUGUCCAUAAAGGACUCGGCACCAUCCUUGGAACUAAUUGCAAAUGGCUGUAUAAUUUCUGCAUCGGAGAUUCCUGGGCCUUGCGGAUGUGGUUGAGCAACGGCAUGCUGCUGGGGUGCCGAGAAUGAAUUAGGUUCCGGGACAGAAUCGUAGCUCGGCGGAACCCCUGCUCCGACUGCUUUGGGUUCGGGCUUGUUGUCACCCGCGCCGAAAUUGCUGUUUUCGGAGCCCCCGACGUCCGCGGUUGGCUGCAUCUCCAUCUGUACUGUAUCCCCGGUCUGCUCUGGAUUUUGCUUUGAUGACCCCAUGGUAAAUUUACCAGACCCGAAUUGGUAAGAAUGUGGUUUGACUGCCCUGCAAUUGCUUGCUGUUUGGUCGCGUAAUUAAGGGUAUUGCGCGAGAACGUUUCCCUGUCAGCCCAUAUUUGAAAGCCGGGG
Molecule: messenger RNA, 2977 nt
Organism: Pyricularia grisea
Lineage: Eukaryota; Fungi; Ascomycota; Sordariomycetes; Magnaporthales; Pyriculariaceae
Exons: 7
Coding region: 302-1363 (353 amino acids)
Source: RefSeq, a predicted model, not a curated record